GAAAAUCACAUGCCCAUUAUCUGGAAUAACCUAACCGAUCUCUCCAGUGUACCAAUUCAUCCGAUCUACCAUCCCUCCACCGCUAUCUCUCAGCCAGACGGUCGUACGCUAUAUUGUUCUCUCCGUUUCCAGUUCCGCUUCCCUUAGUCCGGGCGCAGUCUAUACCACGCCGAUCGUCUAAUAUCCCGAGGGCCAUGUUGGGGAGCGGGGGGGUUAGAGACGGGUACGACAUCGGCUCAAAGAGACCAAGAAUGACAGAAUCAAAUCCCUACUUUGCAGUGAACAUUAGUCAAAAUGGUUACCCGUUCGGUCAUGGAUAUCCAUCCGCGUCAGCGUUCCCAGUGGUCCGUCUCAGGGGUCUCCCUUUUGACUGUUCAGAAUCCGACAUCCGUCUCUUUUUCGCUGGUCUAGAUAUAAUCGAUGCGUUCAUGGUCAACAAGAAUGGUCGGUUCUCUGGUGAGGCAUUCGUACUGUUUGCCGGAAACAUGCAUGCUGAGAACGCCCUCCUGAGAGACCGUCAGAACAUAGGAAGGAGGUAUGUGGAGGUUUUCAGGUGCAAGAAGCAGGACUACUAUCAGGCUAUUGCUGCUGAGAUGAGAGAGUUGCAGGGUUUCGAACACGACCACCACCACCACAGUUCUCCACCACCACAGGCCCAUAGACCACCUAAACGGACACAGAACAAGGAUCACUUGGAGUAUACUGAGACGUUGAAACUCCGUGGACUUCCCUUUUCAGUCAAUAAAUCAGAUAUUAUCAAGUUUUUUGGUGGGGAUUACAAUCUGACUGAUGAAAAAGUAUGUAUUGGGUAUCGAUCUGACGGGAAGGCUACUGGGGAGGCUUAUGUGGAAUUUUCAUCUCCAGAGGAGGCAAAGAGCGCUAUGUGUAAGGAUAAUAUGAUGAUCGGGUCAAGGUACAUUGAGCUAUUUCCUUCAACUCAGGAUGAAGCAAAGAGGGCUGAUUAUAGGCCAAGAAAGUGAUAUAAUGCUCCCAGUAAUGAACAUAAAAUCCUUUUUUAAAACUUUAAGAACAUUUAAUGCAUCGUUUUCUCUCCUUGUUUGGGAGACUACCAUCUCAAAGGCAUCUCGCAUUUGCUGCAAGUUUACCAUUCCCGUGUCUAAUUAUUAUAAUGCAGUAGUGUUUAAUUAUUAUUGUAUUUUCAACUCAGGAUGAAGCAAAGAGGGCUGAUUAUAGGCCAAGAAAGUGAUAUAAUGCUCCCAGUAAUGAACAUAAAAUCCUUUUGUAAACCUUUAAGAACAUUUAAUGCAUCGUUUUCUCUCCUUGUUUGGGAGACUACCAUCUCGCAUCUGCUGCAAGUUUACCAUUCCCGUGUCUAAUUAUUAUAAUGCAGUAUUGUUUAAUUGUUAUUGUAUUUUCUAUUUAAAAAAAAGCAGAGUACUUGUGCAGAGUCAGCGGACUCAAGGAUAGGUACUUGAUUUCAGUGUUUAAGUUUUCCAGUUUAGUGUCCAUUUACUGGAAGUCUGGUAUAGUGUACUUUGAUUUCAUGUUUAAAUGGUGAUUAGUG
Cuscuta epithymum is the source of this 1525-nucleotide messenger RNA. Lineage: Eukaryota; Viridiplantae; Streptophyta; Magnoliopsida; Solanales; Convolvulaceae. The record is from the annotation of a GenBank genome assembly.